AUUUCAUUUUUAAGGGUGACGCUGCAUUACUUUGAUGGAUGAGUGCUAUCAGAUGCGUUCUCACGAAAUUCCGCCGUCCGCCGCCUCCGCCUCCGCUUCCGCUUCCGCUUCCGCUUCUUUCGUGGUGCCGUUCCUCAACCUCUUCUCUCCACAUUUCACCUCACACGUCCAAAAAUACAUUAUCUUCCAUCACAGAUGCGAACCUCAUCGAAUUGAUCAAUUCUUGCGGAAGACAAGGCAAUAUCCGCCUGGGUUCUCACCUUCAAGCCUACCUCAUCAAGAACCAUCCAUCUUUUAAUGUCGGAGCUCCACUCACUCGUCGAAAUGCUCAGCUCAUCUACAACUGUUUACUCCAUAUGUACUGCAAAUGCGGACAACUCAGGGAUGCAGUCCACCUGUUCGAAGAAAUGCCGCUUAGAGACACUGUCUCGUGGAACUCGCUCAUUUCGGGUUUCCUUAAAGUGGGAAACUUGGAAACUGGAUUCGGAUAUUUCAAAUUGUUGCUGGGCUCUACUGAAUACAUGUUUGAUCACGCGAGUUUAACUUCGGUGCUAUCGGCUUGUGGUGGAAAGGAGUUGCUUGCCAUUGUGACGAGGCUACACGCAUUGGCGAUCCUAAGUGGUUAUCACAGGGAUGUAACAGUCGGAAAUGCCCUAAUCACUUCGUAUUUCAGAUGUUUGUCUCUGGAGUUGGGGAUGUGCGUUUUUUAUGAGAUUCCGGAGAGGAAUGUUGUUACUUGGACGGCUGCUAUUUCGGGAAUGGCGCAGAAUGAGUAUUAUGCUGGGAGCUUGAACCUGUUCAUGGAAAUGUACCACAGUCCAGUUUCUCCCAAUGGUUUGACGUAUUUGGCCGCGCUGACUGCCUGCUCUGGACUGCAGGCGCUCAUGGAAGGUGCUCAGAUUCAUGGUGUGGUUUGUAAGAUGGGGUAUCAGUCGGAUUUGUGCAUCGAGAGUGCAUUGAUGGAUGUGUAUUCGAAAUGUGGUUGUGUGGAGGAGGCGUGGCGGAUAUUUGAGUCUGCUGAGGUUCUUGAUGAGGUGUCUAUGACUGUUAUACUUGCUGGUUUUGCACAGAAUGGAUAUGGGGAGGAGGCUACACGGUUGUUUGUGAAGAUGGUGAAGGCCGGAGCCUAUCUCGACCCCAACAUGAUUUCAGCCAUUCUUGGGGUGUUUGGCAUUGGUGCUUCUCAGAGUCUAGGCGUGCAGAUUCACUCUAUGGUGACCAAGAAGGGAAUUGCUUCGAAUGUCUUUGUUUGCAAUGGCUUAAUCAACAUGUAUUCCAAAUGUGGGGAGUUGGAAGGAUCAGUUAAGGUUUUUGAGGGUAUGCUUAAGAAGAAUCAAGUGUCGUGGAACUCCAUGAUUGCAGCAUUUGCUCGCCAUGGUGAUGGGCUGAGAGCGCUCGAGUUAUACAAACAGAUGAAGUUAGCCGGUGUGGAACCAACAGAUGUUACAUUUCUGUCCUUGCUUCAUGCUUGUAGUCAUGUAGGGUUACUGCACACAGGAAUGGAGUUUUUACAAUCCAUGGAGAGGACAUAUGGAAUGAGGCCGAGGAUGGAGCAUUAUGCGUGUGUAGUAGAUAUGCUCGGCAGAGCAGGAAUGUUAAGAGAAGCCAAGAGUUUCAUAGAGGGGUUGCGGGUGAAACCAGAUGCACUUGUUUGGCAAGCAUUGCUCGGUGCUUGCAGCAUCUAUGGCGAUGUUGACGUGGGGAAUUAUGCAGCCGAGCAGCUGGCUCUGGCAGCACCUGAUAGUCCAGUGCUGUUUGUCUCCUUGGCCAACAUCUACUCUUCUAGAGGGUUGUGGAAGGAACGGGCAAGAACAAUAAAGAAGAUGAAGGAGAUAGGAGUUGCGAAAGACACAGGUGCUAGUUGGAUUGAGAUUAAGAAGAAGAUUCACAGUUUUGUUGUUGCUGAUCGAAUCCAUCAACAAGGCGACGAUGUUUACGCUGUGCUGACGAUGUUGUUUAGACAUAUGAGAGAUGAUGGCCUCUCCACCACUGACCUAAAUUGCCCAAGCUCCAUUGCACAUUUUCCACUAGAUUAUUGGAUGGUUUGUUGUGCAUGAAGAUGAUGAGUUUUGAUGCUUGCUGCAGAAAAUGUACGAGUUGAUUUUUGGAGUUUGAAUAUAGAGCUUUUGAUGGAUUUGAAGGAAGAAUGCAAAAGCGUUUACUUAUUGAUCUUUUUGGCUAAAGUGACCAAGUUAUUUUCUGCAAUGACAUUGUAAUUUGUGAUAUUAAUCAAUCUUCAUAAAG
This is a messenger RNA of Salvia splendens (bonfire salvia), 2244 nucleotides long. Its product is annotated as pentatricopeptide repeat-containing protein At3g05340-like. NCBI's taxonomy places the organism in Eukaryota, Viridiplantae, Streptophyta, Magnoliopsida, Lamiales, Lamiaceae. The transcript has a single exon. Gene Ontology annotation, molecular function: protein binding; RNA binding. The record is from RefSeq and is a predicted model, not a curated record. The coding region runs from base 39 to 2057 and encodes 672 amino acids. Gene Ontology annotation, biological process: RNA modification.